This is a messenger RNA of Sebastes umbrosus (honeycomb rockfish), 4214 nucleotides long. It is a transcript of the gene ppp2r5ca, whose product is annotated as protein phosphatase 2, regulatory subunit B', gamma a. Gene Ontology annotation, biological process: protein dephosphorylation; signal transduction. NCBI's taxonomy places the organism in Eukaryota, Metazoa, Chordata, Actinopteri, Perciformes, Sebastidae. The transcript has 14 exons. The record is from RefSeq and is a predicted model, not a curated record. Gene Ontology annotation, cellular component: protein phosphatase type 2A complex; nucleus; cytosol. Gene Ontology annotation, molecular function: protein phosphatase activator activity. Bases 120 to 1697 code for a protein of 525 amino acids.
CAUCACUAACUAGCCAGUUCCCUCCAGCAGCAGAGAGCUUCAUUUUCUGAUCUGCUUUUGUGCUAAAAUGGAGGCUGGCCUCUCGCCCUGAGUGGAUCGCCUUCCUGGUUGAGGUUUAGAUGUUGACAUGCAAUAAAUCUGGAGACAGGAUGGUUGUGGAUGCACCUAAUUCCAAUGGGCCUUUUCAGCCGGUGGCUCUUAUGCACUUCAGAGAUGUGGCCCCAGCUGAACAGGAGAAGCUGUUCAUCCAGAAGCUACGACAGUGCUGCGUUCUUUUUGACUUCCUGUCCGACCCGCUGAGCGACCUGAAAUGGAAGGAAGUGAAGCGGGCGGCGCUGAGCGAGAUGGUGGAGUACAUCACCCACAACAGGAAUGUCAUCACAGAGCCCAUCUACCCGGAGGUGGUGCACAUGUUCGCGGUGAAUAUGUUCAGAACAUUGCCUCCAUCGUCCAACCCCACUGGAGCGGAGUUUGAUCCAGAGGAAGACGAGCCAACACUUGAAGCUGCAUGGCCACACCUCCAGCUCGUCUAUGAAUUUUUCCUUAGGUUUUUAGAAUCGCCCGACUUUCAGCCUAACAUAGCGAAGAAAUACAUCGACCAGAAAUUUGUUAUGCAGCUCCUAGAUCUAUUUGACAGUGAGGAUCCCAGAGAGCGAGACUUCCUCAAAACUACCCUCCACAGGAUCUAUGGAAAGUUCCUGGGGCUGCGAGCGUACAUCAGAAAACAGAUCAAUAACAUUUUCUAUAGGUUUAUCUAUGAGACGGAGCACCAUAAUGGUAUAGCUGAACUACUGGAAAUACUUGGAAGCAUAAUCAAUGGAUUUGCCUUACCACUAAAAGAAGAGCACAAGAUUUUCCUGUUGAAGGUUUUAUUGCCUCUGCACAAAGUCAAAUCACUCAGUGUCUACCAUCCACAGCUGGCCUACUGCGUGGUGCAGUUUUUGGAAAAGGACAGCACUCUUACUGAGCCGGUGGUAAUGGCUCUACUAAAGUACUGGCCAAAGACUCACAGUCCCAAGGAAGUGAUGUUCCUCAACGAGCUGGAGGAGAUCCUGGACGUCAUCGAGCCCUCUGAGUUUGUUAAAGUGCAGGAGCCUCUCUUCAGACAGCUGGCAAAGUGUGUCUCCAGCCCACACUUCCAGGUGGCAGAGAGAGCUCUGUACUACUGGAACAACGAGUACAUCAUGAGUCUGAUCAGCGACAACGCAGCAAAGAUUCUGCCGAUUAUGUUCCCUGCUCUGUACCGCAACUCCAAGACCCACUGGAACAAGACCAUCCACGGCCUCAUCUACAACGCUCUGAAGCUUUUCAUGGAGAUGAAUCAGAAGCUCUUUGAUGAUUGCACACAGCAGUUCAGGGCUGAGAAAAACAAAGAGAAGGCAAAGUCAAAAGAACGCGAAGAGGCUUGGAUCAAGAUCGAGAACCUCGCCAAGUCAAAUCCACAGUUCUUUAUGUAUGUUGAUUCCUCUGACCUCAAUAGUCCUGUAGCAAUGGAGACGGAUGUCCCUUUGAUAGAAGAUGUUCAGAGGUUAAAAAAGACAGUUGAGGCGGGCGCAACUCAGUUGCCGCAUGACCAGCGGAAAGAGCGGCCUAUGGUGCGACGCAAAUCUGAGUUGCCUCAGGAUAUCUACACCACAAAAGCCUUGGAGUCCCACCGCAGAGCUGAUGACAUGUUGACCACCCACGAUGGACUCUAGGUCCCGCCACCUGCCGGCUCUUUGUUCAACUGCCCCUUUUACCCUCGACAGCCAUGGACAUCCUCUUCGCCCAGGCGCCAGAAUUACACUGGCGACCCAUGUUGGGCUCUCCAUCCCUCCUUCCACCUUCAGUUUACCCAGAAUCCUCAGUUCUCCUUCAUUCCUGCUGCUGCCCCAGUGCAGACGCCCUGUAUCCUCCUCCCUCAGAUUUCUGCUUUCUCAGGUUUUUUUCUUCAUUUGGAGAGGAGUGUGUUUGUGUGUCUUUAAGCCCUCGCUACAUUCAUUGUGAUUUAUUUUCUCCAUCGGUUCCUCUUCCCUUCCUGUCUCCUUCCACCCCUCCCACCCCCCUGUGCGCUCACUGUAAAUGUGGAACCUGGGAGUACGGAUGCCACAACGCUGGUUCCUUCAUUCCUUCUUGCAAACACAAUGGAUUGGACGUGGAAAACAUAGGAACUGACUGACUCACUGUCUACGGAUCACCUCUCGGUAUCUGCUUGGGUUUUCUUUUCUGUCAAAGGGAACAAAAACAGAACCUGUUGGUCAGAUGAAAGACAAGACUUUCCUGUCAUCCGUUCUUUAUUUUUUUUGCUCAAUCUAACAGACAUCUUGUCAGUGCCAAGACUGUUGUGUUAUUUGUUUGUUUCAUGUUUUUAUCUGUGACUUCAACGGGGACACCUGCCUUUGUUUUUUGGUCACUGGUGUUUUGAAAGUUUUUUUUUUUUUUUUUUGUUUAGUUUAGCGCACCAGACCAAACUGAGGCUCGUCCUUCAGCCUUGCAAUGUCCAGGAAAGGUGGCGAGGAAAGAGGAAGUUGUCCUGUGGACAUCUGACACUUUCCGUUUUAUUGUUUUGUGCCAUAUGCAGCUCUUUUAUAUGCUUGCUCUCCUUAUGUUCAUUGGCAAUAUUUGAAAACCAGACCAUAGUGAUGACUAGACAAGUUCAAACAAUGGUACUUACUGCUUUUUGAGUUUAGUGGAUGAGGAUGAACAUGAAUGAAAGCUGUUUGUAUUUGCUACCUAAGUUGCAGUGGCAGUAUCCAGGGAUUGGAUGUAGCAAGGAGAGCCCUCAGUUGUAUAUACGGCUGAAUAAAUAGAGGAGAGCACGGCUGUGGGUUGUUCAAGGUGAGUGGUGGGUUUUUAUAUAUACUGUAAAAUGAAUAGGGAUGAUUAUCUUUGUAAAGGAAAUAUAAUUAGAUUUUUGUUGAAUGGGAGAGGAGGCACAGAUCUGUACUCUCUCGACACCUAAAAACUCCACUCAUUGAUGGUUUUUAGCAGCCGUUACUAAGUUAGCUCAUCAUGUAAAGAGCAUGGAGGUGUAUUGGUACUGUAAGCUAUAAAGAUUUUAAUGUCCUCUAAUUAAAGAUUAAUUUAUUAUCAAACAUAAGCGCAUUAACAUACUGAUAUAGAAAGAUUAAUACACAAAUUACUUGAUGAAAGCUACCAAAAAAAAUAUGGCUUCCUUAGCGUUUAAAGGUGUACGUUUGUGUUGCUACCAUUCCGACUUUCUGUUGUCUGGUUUGCGGGUUAUAAAUAUAUAUAAUAUCCUUCUCAGUGAGGAAGCUGUUUAAAGUUGGAAAAUAUCUUCCAGUCAGUACCAUUGUUUAAACUACGGAGGUCUGCUAGAUUUCUUCAUAUUUGACGUGUUGUAUUUCUUUGUCUCGUCUCUGGAGGUUAAGUAGCGUGGAUGUCAGGUUUUGGAUUCUCUUUUUUGUUCUGGCCAUUCAGGAUGCCCACCGCUGAAACAGACUGGUAUCAAAUGGCCACAAAAAUGCCAGAUGCUGAAAAUAAAAACUGACAUUGUGACUUGGCUUGUUAACUGUAUUAUUAAUACUGUAUUUGCUUGAAUGCAAAAAGAUGUAAAUUAAAAACUACCAUGUUAAACAUGUACCUUUUACCCUGGAGGAAUGCCAUUCACCAAACUGAUUUCUGUCGUCGAGGUCAUUGCGUUUAUGAAACAGUCCUGCUUGCUGGGAAGAGAUGUUUUAUGGAUUUUAUGAGUUUGAGUCCAGAGAUGUUUGAGGUUUAUUUUAGUGCUGAAAAAAACAAGUCGUCCGCGAUAAAAAGAGAUGAUUUAAAAAUGAUUUGGUGGCUUGUUCUCUUUCUGCAGCAGAUCUUUUAAUUUCACAUAUUAUUUCCAAAACAUGAUAACUUAAAGUGUCCUUUUGUAUGUGACCUGUACUAUAUGAUUCAUUUAAUAUUGUAUAUAUGAUUUACCUUGUUUCAUGUAGUGUUAUAUAUCUAGAUUAAUUUUGUACAAAUUGUCCCUUCUGUACAGAAUAAAACAUCAAUAGCAAGUGAAAGAAGUCAAUCUGGCACAUACCGUCUUAUUUCUCCUGUUUCUGGAUGUACGGUCAGCGACACAAGGAUUUAGAAAAUGUUCUUAUUUUUAUGAUUAAAAUCUGCAAAGUUUCCUCCCUCCUCUAUAUAACUGACAAAUGUUCAUGCCCGUUGUGUGCUCCUAUCACUGUCUUUAGUGGUGUACAACUAUAUAGGAUGAAUAAAGAGAUUAUUUGAAUAUA